Molecule: messenger RNA, 6861 nt
Organism: Malurus melanocephalus (red-backed fairy wren)
Lineage: Eukaryota; Metazoa; Chordata; Aves; Passeriformes; Maluridae
Product: cAMP-specific 3',5'-cyclic phosphodiesterase 4D
Exons: 15
Coding region: 245-2281 (678 amino acids)
Biological process (GO): regulation of cardiac muscle cell contraction; signal transduction; cAMP catabolic process
Cellular component (GO): cytosol; perinuclear region of cytoplasm; nucleus
Molecular function (GO): ATPase binding; transmembrane transporter binding; 3',5'-cyclic-AMP phosphodiesterase activity
Source: RefSeq, a predicted model, not a curated record
CAAGACAGAAGAGAAAAGCACUGUCAUUUCCGAACAGCACAGUGCUAGAGUAAACUCAGCAUGAAAAAGGAAGAAGUUGCAUCAUGUUAGAAUUCUUCCUCCACAACCUGGAUUUUUACAUGAGAACGAUUUGGUUAAAAAGCAGAGGAUUUUARAACAUACUUUGAAAUGGAGUACUUUGAGAAUGAGCUUUUUAAGGACAACUGACGUCUGACUGCUAGUAAUACUGAAGGAAUUUUUCGAAAUGAGCAUUGUUAUGAAGCCAAGAUCCCGAUCUACCAGCUCCUUAAGGACUGCCGACGCAAUGUGUUUCGAUGUAGACAAUGGUACAUCAUCAGGACGAAGUCCCUUGGAUCCCAUGACAAGCCCUGGGUCAGGGCUAAUUCUUCAGGCAAAUUUUGUCCACAGUCAACGUAGGGAGUCUUUCCUUUACCGGUCGGACAGUGAUUAUGAUCUGUCUCCAAAAUCCAUGUCCAGGAAUUCCUCCAUUGCUAGUGAUAUACAUGGAGAUGACUUGAUUGUGACGCCGUUUGCUCAGGUUCUGGCCAGCCUGCGUACUGUCCGGAAUAACUUUGCUGCCCUAACCAAUUUACAAGACCGGGCACCCAGCAAACGAUCACCAAUGUGUAGCCAACCGUCUAUUAACAAAGCAACUAUCACAGAGGAAGCCUACCAAAAGCUGGCUAGCGAGACCAUGGAGGAGCUGGACUGGUGCCUGGACCAGCUGGAGACCCUGCAGACCAGGCAUUCCGUCAGCGAGAUGGCCUCGAACAAGUUUAAAAGAAUGCUCAACCGUGAGCUAACCCACCUGUCUGAAAUGAGCAGGUCAGGCAACCAGGUCUCAGAAUUUAUUUCAAACACUUUCUUAGACAAGCAACAUGAAGUUGAAAUCCCUUCUCCAACACAGAAAGAGAAAGARAAAAAGAAGAGGCCAAUGUCCCAGAUCAGUGGUGUCAAAAAACUCAUGCACAGCUCCAGUCUAACUAAUUCCAGUAUUCCCAGGUUUGGAGUUAAAACAGACCAAGAAGAAAGCCUUGCCAAGGAACUUGAAGAUUUGAACAAGUGGGGCCUUCAGGUUUUCAGAGUAGCGGAGUUAUCUGGAAACAGACCUUUGACUGUCAUCAUGCACACUAUUUUUCAGGAGCGGGACUUGUUAAAAACUUUUAAGAUUCCAGUAGAUACUUUAAUAACUUACUUGAUGACCCUGGAAGACCAUUACCAUGCAGAUGUGGCAUAUCACAAUAACAUACACGCUGCAGAUGUUGUUCAGUCAACCCAUGUCCUACUAUCAACCCCAGCAUUAGAGGCGGUGUUCACUGAUUUGGAGAUUCUUGCAGCAAUUUUUGCGAGUGCGAUACAUGAUGUGGAUCAUCCAGGGGUUUCAAACCAGUUUCUUAUCAACACAAAUUCUGAACUCGCUUUGAUGUACAAUGACUCAUCAGUACUGGAGAAUCAUCACUUAGCUGUGGGUUUUAAGCUGCUGCAGGAAGAAAAUUGYGACAUUUUCCAGAAUUUGACCAAAAAACAGAGACAAUCAUUGAGGAAAAUGGUCAUUGACAUCGUACUUGCAACAGAUAUGUCUAAGCAUAUGAAUCUACUGGCUGAUUUAAAAACCAUGGUUGAAACUAAAAAAGUGACCAGUUCUGGUGUCCUGCUUCUUGAUAACUAUUCAGACAGAAUUCAGGUGCUUCAGAAUAUGGUGCACUGUGCUGAUCUGAGCAAUCCAACCAAGCCGCUCCAUCUCUACCGCCAGUGGACAGACAGAAUCAUGGAGGAAUUUUUCCGUCAGGGAGACCGGGAAAGAGAGAGGGGAAUGGAGAUAAGUCCCAUGUGUGAUAAGCACAAUGCAUCUGUAGAAAAAUCACAGGUGGGUUUUAUAGAUUACAUUGUUCAUCCUUUGUGGGAGACAUGGGCAGAUCUCGUUCACCCAGAUGCCCAGGAUAUCUUAGAUACACUGGAGGAUAAUCGAGAAUGGUACCAGAGCACAAUCCCUCGAAGUCCCUCUCCUGCAGCUGAAGAAAAGGAGGAGGGAAAGCAGGGGGGUCAAACUGAAAAAUUCCAGUUUGAACUUACACUGGAGGAAGAUGGUGAGUCAGACACCGAAAAAGACAGUGGAAGUCAAGUAGAAGAGGACACCAGCUUCAGUGACUCCAAGACUCUUUGCACCCAGGAUUCAGAAUCUACCGAAAUUCCUCUUGAUGAGCAAGUAGGGGAAGAAGUAGAAGAGGAGGAGAACCGAACAGAGCCUUGUGUUGUAGAAGAACAUUCUUCUGACACAUAACAAUGAAGACGCAGUCUCCUUCACUCUUGCUCUCUCCCUUUCUUUUCUUCUUUCUCUCUUUUUUUUAGGGGGGAAUUUUGGUUUUGUUUUGGAUUUCUUUUUUUUUUUUUUUUUCAGGUAUAAGUAAUGAUUUCCAAAGUAUAUGUCACAUAUUACAACCAUGGUCAGAACUUGGUGUUAUCUGCCAGGAUGAUUGUUGAUCAAAACUGAUGUUGAUGACUCAGUUUGGCACUCAGGAAUAUUGUAACCAGAAUUUUCACCUCCAUGGCGUCAGAAAGCAGGGGGAGAACAUCCAUAAAUUACAUUUUAAUAAGGUCUGUAUUUGGCAGAUUCCAUUAAACAGAGCAGAGGCUUUCAGAGGAGUACUACCUGCCAAACAAAUGUUGGUGUGCUUUGAUAGUUUUUGAAUUCAUUGUAUGAUAUUGCAAGGUGUUGGAUAAUGUUUGUCUGUAGAGGAAACAGUCAGGAAAAACAUUGAGGUUCCUGCUGGAAAAAUCAAAUUCACGAAAAUGAUGAAACGUGACAUGAUUCUGUUACCAACAGGAAGAUAAGCUGUGAAAAUUGCAUAAUUUUCUAAUUUCUAGUUUUCUGAGACAUGACUGAAGAAGGUGUGACCCAGUGGGUUGCACUAACCUCUCCAUUUUGUAUAAUAUGUGAGAGAGAGAUCUUUUUUAGAGCUUACUUUUAUUAAAUAUACCAAGGUAUUAUAUUUUAAAAGAACCACUUUCAUCUGCCACUGGUUAUUUUUUUUCCAAAGAGUAACUUACAGGUUUUCAGUACAAAUCUGUACUACACUGGAUAAUACUUCUAGGGGUUUUUCCUUUAAUUCUCUUUUUUUUUUUUUUUUUUUUUUUUUUUUUUUUUUUUUUUUUUUUUUUUUUUUUUUUUUGCACCUUAGAAUGUUGUGGUAAUAUGGAGCUGUAAAAGUCUAUUCUUUUAUAUGUUAGUGAGUUCCAUGAAUAUCUUCUGUGUUACAUAAAACUUUUUCAGUAUGAUAGCUUUUUUGUCGCUUUUUUAUCACAGUUUUCCCAAAUGUGUUAGUGGACUUAUAUAGUGCUUUUUGCUCAUAGUGGCCUGAUCCUGCCAACUCUGUCUUACUACAUGAAACAGUCCCAGUGAUACCAGCUGGGACCAAUAACACUAGGAUUUACAGGACCAGAGCCUGUAAAAGGAGUAAUGAAUUGUCAUCAGUACAAAAACAGCUCUUUUGCUAUACUAAUAAAAUUUGUUCCUCUGAAACACAUUUUUUAGACUAUUUUUUGGCUGGGAGYUAUAGACUGCUAAAUCAGAACAGACUAAUAUAAUGUAUGAAAUAUUUGUUCUGGUGCAAGAAAACAUUAGUGUAAUAUUUCCAGUUUAUGAUUCUUUUAAUCUGGGUAGCUAUCCAAUUAAACCAUUUGCUAAUCUGAGAGGUGUACGACAUAGAAAUAAUGAUUAGUGUUAUUGUUGCAAGAAGAGCCAGGCCAGUUUUGUUUUUUUCUAUUAUUAAGUAAGUAAGCAGUGCAUCAUCAGAGUUGUAGUUUACUCCAUAUUAUUUCAAUCUUAGAUCUUUUCAUCCUUUAUCCGGUUUAUGCUAAAGGAAUCCUGCCUUUCAGUUUGAUUGGUACCGAAAGCUUCCAUAACUUGGAAACCUAAAGGGAGGUAGGAGUUUGUGUUUGUCAUUUUUCAGUCCUGUUUGGUCACAUGAAAGAAAAUAUUUUAUUUCCUCCAUGUUACUCUUCAUUAGAACUGUAGUUUGAGUGUAGAAGAUGGGAAACAGUGUCCUAGGGAGGCUAGCAGACUCCCACGCUGUAAACUUCGGUUAAAAGGACAAUAUCAAGAUAAUUUCUUAACAAAAGGUGAUAGCAGCACCCAUUAUUUUCCCUUGGAUUUUUGUGUAGCAAAUUUGCAGAUAUGAGUACAGGUACUUUUAAAUUACCAGAGAUUUAGAAUAAAAGUCUAUUAGAAAAUAAUUGGCUAAUAAUUUAACUUUAAAAUGCAUUUUGCAUUCUUUUAUAUCCAGGUAAUAGUUUUCUCUAUCAUUAGCCCUCAUAGGGCCUUAGGACCGAAGAUGUAGAAGGAGAAAAAGAAUGAAGAUAACUCAUGUGGUAUUUUGUGUUUUGACUAUUUUUUUAUUUUUUUUUUUUAAUUUUGCAUCAUUUUUUGCUGAAUCUGAUCCAUCUAAAAGUCCUUUCAGCCCCCAAGAGUGCCUGGAACCUCAGUAAUGGAAAAGCAAUAUAAAUUCCAGAAUAACCAGUAGGACCUGGAAGGUUUAGUUUCUGCACUAAUUGAAAGUAAAUAAACAUGAAACCAUAUUGUGAGAUAUACACCUAUACAUGUGGACAAUCAAAUCAUAGAAAAUUAUAUCAUUUCUUAGAGUUGGGGAUAUAAUGCACUGUACAAUCUUUUUUUUUCCUCUUUUGCCAAAGUGUGUUUUAGCAUUGUACACUGCUUUAAAACUAUACAAUUUACAAGUGGCUUUAUGUGUUGUGAAUAUUUUUGCCAUAAAAAACACAGUGAGUGGUUAUUGAGUGAGAGCAAACAAAGAAAAAUCACCUUGUUUAUAACAGUACACUUUAGCUUGCAAGUUGCUGUACUCAGUAAUGCUGUGUUUAAAUUCUUAAAUUGUUUUGUGUCAUUAAAAAAAUGAUAAUGAAAGGAUAUAGAUAGAACAAAUAGCAUUCAGAAGUUAAAAAACUUGAACGAAAUGGAUUUUAUAGAAAGCUUUGACAGUUCUUUUCAAACGCGUUAUUUAUUUUUUGUGCCAUGCAUUUUUCUCACCAAAUGACCUUACCUGUAAUACAGUCUUGUUUGUCUCUGUUUACAACCAUGUAUUUAUUGUAAUGUACAUAAUGUAAUGUUAAUUGUAAAUUAUCAGUUCUUAUUAUAACAUCAUCCUUGUCGGGGUGGUGUUGCUGUAUUUGGAAACUCUUGGUGAGAGAAUGACUAUUGUGUAUACAUAUUCCUUGUACAUUUCUUCUCCUGUAAUAUAUUCAGUGUCACCACAGAGCUCGUUUAUGGAAGAUUCAAGAAAAGUAUAAAAUACAUAAAGAUAUAUUGAUUAAAAAAAAAAAAAAAGCCGCAGGUCUUUGGUCCCAGGGCUGUGCCUUAACUUUAAACAAUAUUUUCUUGUUUAGCUGCAUUUGAAAGUAAGGUAGCCUUGGGGCUAGGGCUGGGCAUUUCUACCAUAUUUUUAGUUGCUAACCGAUUGGGGAUACUCUUACGAGCUAAUAUGUGUAAUACUACAAUAAACUUUCAUUCUUGACCCUGCUGGAAGUUCGAGCUUUUGCAGACUUCUGGUAAGGUAAUUGUAUUGUCUCUGAAUAUCUUUUUACAGCCUGUAAUUGGGGAUUAUUGCAGCCAUUUUUUGUUCCUAAAAAAGAUAAAUAAUUGAUGCUGCAUUUCAGUGCUGAAAUGCUCUGAAACAGCUUUGGAAAGCAUCUCUAAUAAACAUUUGAUUUAAAUGCGUAUUGUGAAAUGGAAUGAUGAGAAUUAAGAGGGUGUAACUCAUACACUUUUACAAUCAUCUGUAACGUCUCUUUAGUAGCACAAAUGAUCACUGUAUAAGCAGAAUCCAUAGUAGGAUAUACAACUUCAGUCUUGGAAAUGCUUUCCAAUAUUAGUGUUACAAGUAGCCAAAGUUUAUUUUGUAUAGGUGUAGCUAAAGCUUUGUGCAGAUGUGUGUAGCAUAGUGCACUAGCUCUACAGAAGAGCAGCAAACUGUUAGAUGUUUUAAUAACACUACUAGUAGGUUUGCAGGUUGGACUGAGCAACUCUUGCUGUUUAACUUGUCACAUUGCUCCAGACAACUUGGAGCUGGUAUCAUUGAAUUUGCCAGAGUGAGGUAAAUACCUCUUCUCCAUUCCAGUGGUGCCCAGCCCUUCUAACUUGCGAAUUAUUCAUGAAAAGAGAAAUUCUUUUCCAAAAAAAAACAGAAUCACAUUUUUGACACAAACUGUAGAUUUUAGCAGCCCUGGCCCAAAGGAAUUCGAAUGCUUUUGUUUUAUAUGGUCUAAAAGGGACACUAUAACAACAGAAAACCUGAACAAUUUCUUGUUAUUGUUUUAAUUCGGUAUUUUCUUUGGGGAUGUCCUGAAAGUGGCAACUUGUGUGAACAUUGCACAUGGCUAUUCUGUCACUGGUUUCUUAGCCUCUCUUACAGCCUAUGGGUUAGUACUGUACAUCGAUACCUUCAUAUGAAAUUUUAUAUGCAAUGGAAAUAAAAGCAUGUGUUGAUUCUGCCUAGUUACUGUAUUUGAUAUUUUUUUGAAAGUUAACUUUUUUUUACAUGCUUCGCAUAGUUUUGACAGCUUUAGAGAAAACAUGUUUUCAGAAGAAUUUGAUUACUGUAUGUUGUCAGAAUAGCGUUUUGCAUAGCUAAUAUAAAAUAAACGUGAGCAAAUCUGCAAAGUCAAUCAAAAAUGGUGUUUCUUAAUGAGACUAAUCCACAAAGGCGUGACAUGUAGUUAUGUUGGAAAGACAUACAGCCUUGGUUUUCAGGAAAUUUUACCACUGGCUUCAAUGGCUUUAACAAAACUAGAUGUCUAGAGAUUGUCUAGAGGAGAAAUAUGCUGGGAUACCACAAACAAAACAAAACAAAA